Durusdinium trenchii is the source of this 1007-nucleotide messenger RNA. The record is from the annotation of a GenBank genome assembly. Lineage: Eukaryota; Dinophyceae; Suessiales; Symbiodiniaceae.
GUCCGGAGAAUUUGGAGCAAACCGCCCGUCCCGACCCUCACGAAGCCAUGCCCAAAGUGUCUGCCAUAUAUGCUGCUGCCAGAUGUCAGCCUAGCACAGCGCUGGUCCAAGGUGGCAGUUCUGGUGCCCCAGUGAAAUGUGCUCGAUUCCAAGUGCAAGUGGAGACUCAUGAAGUGCUGGAAGAACACGAGUUCGAGUACAUGGACUAUACCCAUGUCAGUGACUACUGGUUCGAUUGGGUUUCCUUGGAGAAAGCUGAGGCGAAGGAGCGUUCCACCUCAGCGCCACCACGGAGGCUGAAGAGGGCACAGUCACCCGUUUUCGAGCGAACCAAAGAUCCAGACUUCGGAUGUCCUGGCAAGGUGACGAACCUUCGUCCCUGCGGUGCCCGCCGAGCGCUGCCAUCCCGGUGUCGGCGCCAGCCCCGUUCGAGACGGCACUCCGGAGGACGGCGCCUUGGACCAGAGCCGGAGCCAGCGCCAGAGCCUCCAGUGGCGGUCCAAGCCGAGCUGUCUGAGCUGUCGGAGUUGGAGAUCGAGGCUGGAGCAGCGGAGGAGCAGGGUGGCUUCCGCGCAUGGCUGGAGCAGCGGCCGCCAAUGAUCCGCCUUGGGAACUUCAGGUGCGAGACAGGCAUCGCAUGGGAUUUUCCAUUGGCCAAGAGCGAGAAGCGAGAGCUGCUCCUGCAGCACAUCACCGCCAGUGAACGGAUUGCAGAGGAGCAGGCUUCACAGGCAGUGCAGGAGGUGGAGCUUGCCCGCCUCGGCGAGCGGCGCCAGCGGAAGUCCUUGGAGUCGGCCCGGGCGACCAUCACCAGGAUGCGGAAGAAGGGCCGCAGAAGGUCAAGCUUGGGACCUUUACCUUGAUGCAGCGAUGGCUGAGGCUCCAACGGUGAAGGCGUGAAUUGCGAGAAGUACAAAGUGAAUGACGAGACUGUAGUUUUUUGAAUGCGCACCAGUAUGGCCGUGGCGAGAGAAAUGAAGAUCUCCAACUAGCCUUAUUCAGUCUCG